GUGCGCGUUGACAGCAGCGGCGGCAGCAGCGGCGGCGGGACGCGGCGGGUGGCGGGGCUCGGCGCCUCCGGUUCCUGCCCCGGCUUCAGAGGCAUCGGCGGCGGCGGCGGCCCGGGAUGGCCUUCAUGGAGAAGCCGCCGGCCGGCAAGGUGCUGCUGGACGACACGGUGCCGCUGACAGUGGCCGUCGAGGCGAGCCAGAGUCUGCAGUCGCACACGGAAUAUAUCAUCCGGGUACAAAGAGGAAUUUCUGCAGAAAACAGCUGGCAGAUCGUGAGAAGGUACAGUGACUUCGAUCUACUUAACAACAGCUUGCAGAUUACAGGCCUAAGUCUGCCUCUUCCUCCCAAGAAACUGAUUGGAAACAUGGACCGUGAAUUCAUAGCUGAGAGGCAGAGAGGCCUGCAGAACUACCUUAAUGUUAUCAUGGCAAAUCAUGUCUUGUCCAAUUGUGAGCUGCUUAAGAAGUUCCUAGACCCAAACAACUAUUCUGCAAACUAUACUGAGAUCGCCUUACAGCAGGUGUCCAUGUUCUUCCGAUCAGAACCAAAAUGGGAGGUGGUAGAGCCACUGAAAGACAUAGGUUGGAGGAUAAGGAAGAAAUAUUUCUUGAUGAAAAUUAAAAACCAACCAAAGGAGCGGCUGGUGCUGAGCUGGGCUGAUCUUGGCCCAGACAAGUAUUUGUCAGAUAAAGAUUUCCAGUGUCUAAUCAAACUUCUGCCUUCCUGUGUGCACCCUUACAUAUAUCGGGUCACCUUUGCCACGGCCAGUGAAUCCUCAGCAUUGCUGAUUAGAACCUUCAAUGAAAAGGGAACUUUGAAGGAUCUGAUCUAUAAGGCAAAACCAAAGGACCCCUUCCUAAAGAAAUACUGCAACCCUAAGAAAACCCAGGGUCUUGAACUCCAGCAAAUAAAAACAUAUGGACGGCAGAUAUUAGAGGUCCUGAAGUUUCUUCACGACAAGGGGUUCCCUUACGGCCAUCUCCACGCAGCCAAUGUGAUGCUGGACGGUAACACUUGCCGGCUGCUGGACCUGGAAAACUCACUGCUGGGCCUUCCUUCCUUCUACCGAUCCUACUUCACACAGUUCAGGAAAAUCAAUACACUGGAAAGUGUAGAUGUCCACUGCUUUGGCCACUUGCUCUAUGAAAUGACUUAUGGACGGCCUCCAGACUCCGUGCCUGUGGACUCCUUCCCUCCUGCAUCAUCCCUGGCUGUGGUGGCCGUGUUGGAGUCUACGCUGUCUUGUGAAGCCUGUAAAAAUGGCAUGCCUACCGUCUCCCGGCUCUUACAGAUGCCAUUAUUCAGUGAUGUUUUACUAACAAUUUCUGAAAAGCCACAGUUUAAGAUUCCCACAAAAUUAAAAGAGGCGUUGAGAAUUGCCAAGGAAUGUAUAGAGAAGAGACUCACCGAGGAGCAGAAGCAGAUUCACCAGCAUCGAAGACUAACGAGAGCUCAGUCACACCAUGGAUCUGAGGAAGAAAGGAAAAGGAGAAAGAUCUUAGCUCGAAAGAAGUCAAAACGAUCUGCUGUUGAAAACAGUGAAGAGCAGCCGGUGAAGCACAACAGCUCCAACAACUCAGCAGGAUCCGGGGCCAGCUCGCCUCUCACAUCCCCGUCCUCUCCAACUCCACCCUCCACAGCAGAGCAUGCACCACUUUGAACGUGAAUUUUCGGUAAAGUAAACUAUGCUGAUGUAUCCCGCUUUAAAGAUGCUGUGUUUCUGUGAGAUUGUGUGUUUCUGUGAAAUUGUGUGUUUCUGUGUGUGAGAUUGGAUCCAGUGCAUUUGUGUCACUGGUGAACAGAGCUGGGAGAACAGAGACCACUCCCUUGUUGGGGCAUUUCAGUGAAACACAGCAUCUUUAAAAGGCUCCCAAGUCACUUCAUCUGUAGUCAUUUCACUUCCUUCAUGACCUUCUAAAAUCUUCAUCUUUCACUCUAGUUUCAGUUUGGAAGUAUAAGCCCUAAUUGCAUCAAUGGCAUCUGAGUGCAAUUUUGGAAAGUGGUACUCUCGAAGUCCUGCUGCAGAAACAUUGGUUCCCUGUCACAGGGUAUUAGGCCGUUGAGUGUUAGCAUAACUUCCUAGCUUUUGUUAAGUAAUGAUAAAACAUAGUUCAUUAUGACUCAUGCUUGGGGAUUAAGAUGUCAGUCUCCUCAUCUGCCUAAGGCCAAGGCAAAGGUGGCCCAAAACACUGAGGACUGCUGUGUCUUCUGGGUCUGGUGUAGUAGUCAGCUGACCUACCCAUCCUACAGAAACCUGGAGAAGCUACUAGACUUGGCUUAGAACUAGGUUACUCCAAAUGUCUUUUGCACAGAGGUGUUACAGUUGUGCCUGGCACAGCAACCCUCCGAAGCUCUAAACCACAUAGUUUUUCUUUGUGAACAGUGCCUGGCCGUUGGCUGACUGCCACAUUCUUAGUGGAUCUGGUGGAGGGGCUUCUGGGAAAGUUAGAUCAGCGAGUAUUGGACAUGAGCUAGGGAGCUCAGGACCAGCGUGGUUGUCCCUGGAGGGGUAUUUCUAGGAGCAUGCCUCAGCCUGGUUGUGACCCUGUAUGCCAGGAGUCAAGCAUGGAGUUCGUCUGCUCUUCUCUUGUCCGUGCCCUGGGAUAAGUGGAGGAUAGGUACAGAGAGUGCAUGCACCCGACACUCGGUUAAGGGCAUGCUUAAACGACAGCUUAAAGGACAGCUUGUUCUGUCCCUUACCCUUUUCCUUUCCUGACAUUGCUUCUAAUGGUCUAUCCUAUACUCACCUAUACUUCUCAAAAGAAGCUAACAGACUCCUAAAAUGGCCAAAGACCAUGACUAGAUGGAGCUUAUGCUCAGAGAUGAGCUCCCAGUGUGUCCCUGCCUCUUCCAGUUCUGCCCUUCUGUUUCUUAGGGACCUCCCCUCAACUUCCAGUAUCUGGUUCUACCCUUCCUUGUCUUAAUGUAUAUACCAAGGUCUGCUGUAAUUCUGCCAGGCCUAAUAAGGAAAAAUGGGCUUCAUGGGAUAACAGGCCCUUUGGGAUUGGUUGGCCAGCUCCCCAUGAGCAGGAUUCAGGGUAUUUACUCUCCUCCACUGGAGGAGAGCUCCACUUCUCACACAGUCCCCUCCCCUGUUUGCUAUACUGGCACAGGGUAGCCCACAGUCCCCUCUCCUGUUUGCUAUACUGGCACAGGGUAGCCCACAGUCCCCUCUCCUGUUUGCUAUACAGGCACAGGCUAGCCCAGCUCCCUGUGAGCAGAUAUCAGGAUGCUCAUUCUUCCGUUCGUUAUAAAGACAUAGUUCUUCAGAUGGUAUGUGGACAUCAGUAUCAAUAUACAUAUUGAUACCCGAGGAGUUUAAGUGACAGUUUCAGCCUUAGAAAACCUAGAAAAUGAAACUCCAUUUACUGAAACCACCCCUAACUCCCAAACUCUAAUAGUGCAUGUACGGUUGUGAGGCCAGGGUCAAGGGGUGGUUCUCUAUGAAGCCAAGCUGUGGUACAGCAAGACUACCACUCUCACCCAUGAAUUCAAGACCCUGAGCCUGUCUCUUGCCUUCCUGCACCCUAGAAUGAAGAGUAACUGGGAUCGGGAUGGUCAGUUUCAGGCAUGCAGUAGGCCCCAGUGCUGCUGCAGUCAGUCCACUCCUGUCUUCUUGAGCCUUAGCCCUGCAGUGGCUCUUCAGCCAGGGGUCUGCCCACAAAGCUGGGGGAACCUACAGCUCCUAGUCCACACUGACCCUGACCGUCUUAAUACACUCUCCUACCCUUUCCUGGACAUCAGGAUAGAGCCUGGUGUGUUAGCAGCCAUCCAUCUCCUCAGGCAGCCUUGGGACUGCAUGCGGUCAGUCAGGAAACUCAGUUCCAAGAGCUUCAAGAGACCUCCUCCACCCCAGCAUUCUACUGGCUUUACCCAAAUGCCUUAAGAAUGUCUUUGCCCUCAUUCUAUCAGGGCUUCUGAGGUUAACUUCCUCUAUAACCCUGACAGCUAGGAAUGUCUUCCACAAUCCACCCUAGCAUAAAAGCUGAGUGUCAUUCAUUGUUAAGUUAAACCAAUGUAAAUCACAUUUUGUUUUUCAUUUGUCUGUACUUAAUCUUUAUUUGUAUUGCUUUAUUAGCAUUGUUUGAGAAUUCCAUGAUUGCAGAGUGUGAGAAUGUGUAUUUGUGUAAUUCUUUAAUUUCAGCUGCCUCAGGUUGAGGUAAAGAUAUAAGGAAGGUAAGUGGUUUUUGUGAAUCAAAAGAUUUUAGCCAUUGCUUGUCACACUUCCUGACGAGGAGGCACUUACAAGCGUAUUCUAUUGGUGACCUUAAACCAUUCAUUCUUCAUCCACAUUUAGUGGACAGUGAGUUUUGCCCGUUAUUCCUGCAACUCAUAGCAGCAUGGGAACCACCCAUCAGACGAGCUCCUGGAAUGGCCGGGAGGGGUAGAGAACAGUCAACACCGGAUACGUAGGGUCAUAGAGAACCACAGUGUUCCUAACUGCCACACACAGUCUAGUGCAGCAGUGAUGGUUCUCGAUACUACUUUGAAGUGGACAGUUUACUAAGUUAAAAAAAAUAAAGCAAAUAAAGUCAAAUUGCUUAAUAAAGGGAAUUGUUAAAGGCGUCAGCAAAUAAAGUUGCAGACUCCUAACCCUUGACAACAAUUAAAAGUUUA
This is a messenger RNA of Apodemus sylvaticus (European woodmouse), 4618 nucleotides long. RefSeq names its product PX domain containing serine/threonine kinase like (gene Pxk). Lineage: Eukaryota; Metazoa; Chordata; Mammalia; Rodentia; Muridae. Gene Ontology annotation, biological process: protein phosphorylation; protein targeting to lysosome; early endosome to late endosome transport. The transcript has 18 exons. The record is from RefSeq and is a predicted model, not a curated record. Gene Ontology annotation, cellular component: extrinsic component of endosome membrane; early endosome; late endosome. Bases 117 to 1661 code for a protein of 514 amino acids. Gene Ontology annotation, molecular function: protein kinase activity; actin binding; ATP binding.